AUGUAUAUAAGCAGUUCUUCUCUAUGGUUGAUUCUAUUAUUAUUAUACACAUCCUAUAUUUUCUGUCAACGUUCACCAUUAAAAGUUGAAAAAGAUACAGCUGUAUAUGAAUUAUUAAAACAAUAUCAUCGAUAUACUGAGUUAAAUCAACUUUUAAAUCAAUGGGCAAAUAAUUAUUCUAAAAUAGCUCAAGUAUCUAGUAUUGGUAAAACAUCGACUGGAAGAGAAUUAUUAGUAGCACAUCUAUCAUCACCUCUACCACUUAAUAAUGAUGAUGAAUUUCAAUUAUUAAAACCAAAAUUUAAAUGGGUAGCCAAUAUGCAUGGUGAUGAAGCUGUAGGACGAGAAAUGAUGAUUGCUUUAAUAUAUUAUUUAUUAUUAAAUUCAAAAUCUGAUACACGUAUCAAUCGUCUUUUAACAACCACAGAUAUUUAUAUAAUGCCCAGUAUGAAUCCGGAUGGUUUUGAAAAAGCUGUCGAAGGUUCAUGUGAUAAGGUUGGUGAAUCAGGUCGAGAAAAUUCUCAUAGGGUUGAUCUUAAUCGAGAUUUUCCAUCACCAUAUAAACCAUUAAAUUCUAUGGCUAAUGGUAAAAUUGGUGAUCUUUUUUAUGGAAGACAAGAAGAAACAAUAGCGGUUAUGAAAUGGAUUUUAAAAGAAAAUUUUGUUCUUAGUGGAAAUUUACAUGGUGGUUCUGUUGUUGCUUCAUAUCCAUAUGAUGAAACAAUACAUAAUACUUCUAGUAGUUAUGGUCGAUCACCUGAUGAUUCAUUAUUUCGUUUUUUAGCACAUACUUAUUCGAAUAAACAUUUAACAAUGAGUAAAAGUUUAGAUUGCGGUGCAGAAUUCUUAGACGGUAUAACAAAUGGUGCUGCAUGGUAUGAUGUAUCAGGUGGUAUGCAAGAUUUUAAUUAUUUACAUAGCAAUGCAUUUGAAAUCACAUUCGAAUUAAGUUGUUGUAAAUAUCCAUUGGCAAAGGAUGGUACUCUUACAAAAGAAUGGGAUAAUAAUAGAGAAGCACUUCUUACUUAUAUGGAAAUGAGUCAUCUUGGUAUUAAAGGUUUUAUUCGUGAUGUUCAAACAACAACAGGAAUAGUUGGAGCAUUGAUUCAAAUUGAAAGUAUUCCUCAUGCCGUUCGUAGUGUUCAAUCUGGUGCUUAUUGGCGUUUAUUAUUACCCGGUUUGUAUAAUAUAACAGUCACAGCAACAGGAUAUUUAUCACAAACAAAAUAUAAUGUCAAUGUCACUAAUGAAAAUAUAACAAGUGCUCUUCGUCUCGAUUUUCCUCUACAAAUCGGAAAUGAUGAUGGACCAAUAUCUACACAAGAUGUUUCGUCAAUAAAUAGUAUUUAUAACACAUUAUCAAAUUAUGCACGGAAAUUAAGUACUGAUUCUCGUCAUGAAUUACUUGGUAAUUUAAUGGAACCAAAAGAAAAAUUUCAAUAUCAUACUUAUGAUUUAAUGGUUAAUAAAUUAAAAGAAUUAAAUACGAAAUAUCCACAUAUAACAACAUUAUAUACAAUAGGACAAAGUGCUGAAAAACGUGAUUUAUGGGUUAUGAUUAUUAGUGAUCAUCCACUUGUACACGAAGCAGGUGAACCUGAAGUUCGAUAUAUCGCAAAUAUUCAUGGUGACGAAGCUGUCGGACGUGAAUGUUUAAUUCGUUUCAUUGAAUAUUUAUGUAUAAAUUAUAAAUCAAAUGAUUAUAUUACGAAACUUGUCGAUAAUGUUCGUAUUCAUAUAAUGCCAACAUUAAAUCCUGAUGGUUUUGAAUAUGAAUAUAAACAAUCGGCUCAUGCUUUAGGAAUGGGUCGUUUGAAUGCAAAUCAUCUUGAUUUAAAUCGAGAAUUUCCUGCUAUUCAACUUGAAUCAUCAUUAAAAAAAGAUAUUGCUCGACCAAAACAAGAAUUUAAUAAUAAUAAUAAUCGUCUUGAUAAAUUUACUAAAGAUCCAAAUAAAUUUCAACCGGAAGUUCGAGCAGCGAUGCAUUGGUCACUUAUUUAUCCAUUUGUUUUAUCAGGAAAUUUACAUGGUGGUUCACUUGUUGCUAAUUAUCCAUUUGAUAACAAAGUAAAAGAGUCAAUUGAUCAUGAAAGUAAAUCACCAGACGAUUCAACAUUUCGAAUGUUAGCUAAAAGUUAUUCACAAGCACAUUUGAAAAUGUAUAAAGGUGAGGCAUGUGAUCGAUUUCAAGAUGGAAUAACAAAUGGAGCUGAUUGGUAUGUUAUUGAAGGUGGUAUGCAAGAUUGGUCAUAUGUAUUUACUUCGAAUAUGGAAGUAACAAUAGAAGUUGGUUGUGAUAAAUUUCCAAAUGAAAAUGAUUUACAAAAUUAUUGGAAUGAUAAUAAAGGAGCUUUAUUAGCAUUUGUUACUCAAGUUGUUCAUGGCAUUCGUGGUUUUGUUUUUGAUUCCAAAACACAAGUACCGGUGUCGGGUGUAGUAAUUCAUAUACAUAAUAUUGAACAUAAUGUAACAACUUAUCGUGAUGGAGAUUUCUUUCGUAUAUUAUCACCUGGUGUAUACGAUAUAACAGCUGAACGUGUUGGAUAUGAAUCUGAAACAAAAAGAAAUAUUAUCGUAACUAAUCAAUCAUCAACUUAUGUUGAAUUUAAAUUAAAAUCCAAUGAUUCCUAUAAUAGUGGUCAAUUAGCAUCAACAAUAAAAGAAAUCUAUAAUCAAUCAACAGAAUUUAUCCGUCAUCGACCACUCUUCCUUAUUAUUGCUGGUAUUUGUGCAUUAACUCUAGCUAUGGUAUUUGGUAGUAUUGUUAUCUAUUUACGUUGCUGUGCUGGCUCAUCAAUAUCACCUUAUGCACGUGUUGGUUUUCGACGAUAUGAACCUCUAUCUCAAGAUGAUGUUGAUUCUUCAUCAUUAUUAUCGCGUUCUAAUGGAUAUAAAGUCGUUCGAAACACUCAUGCAAUGCCAAGUGAUUCGGAAGAUUAUAAUGAAGAAGAUACACUAUUUAAAUCGAAGAGCAGUCAAUCAAUAUUUGCUUAA
This is a messenger RNA of Adineta steineri, 2994 nucleotides long. Lineage: Eukaryota; Metazoa; Rotifera; Eurotatoria; Adinetida; Adinetidae. The record is from the annotation of a GenBank genome assembly.